This is a messenger RNA of Chrysemys picta bellii (western painted turtle), 1097 nucleotides long. The record is from RefSeq and is a predicted model, not a curated record. Lineage: Eukaryota; Metazoa; Chordata; Testudines; Emydidae.
UGAGCCCAGCAGCCCCCAGGUCGUGGGCGAGAGCAUGCGGGCCCUGACCAAGACGCUGGGGCAGUUGAGCGAGAGCGACGUGGGCCGCCUCUCCCAGCCCAUGGCCGCGCAGGCCCGGGCUCACUUCCCACACGAGGACAGCGCCGUGCGCGCGGCAGCAUUUGGCCUGUUCGGGGCCCUGGCCGGCUCGGCCCAGCAGAAGCACCGGCAGCUCUUCGCAGGGGAAGUGAGGAGCAGCUGGGCCGCUCUGAUGCUCCAUCAGCGGGACCCGAGCCCCGAGGCAGCCACGGCCUGCUACACUGCCUUCCAGGCGUGCGCCCCGUUCCUAGGCCUCACGGGGCUCGAGGGAGCCUUUGACAGUGGGCUCCUGACAGGCGCCUCCGGGGAGAGGCACAGACACUUGAUGGGACACGUCUGCAAACAGCUGGCCCAGAAGGACCCUGCGCUGCUGGAGAGUCUCGUCACUGAGACCAGCCUGCACCUCCACAGCCGCUGGGAGGGGAUCAGACUGGCAGCAGCCAAGCUGGCAGGGAUCCUUGCAGAGAACAUGGAGGCCCAGCAUGUCCAGCAGCUGGAUCUGGGAACGCUUCUGUGCUCUCUCCGAGCGCUGCAUGGUGACCCCAGCACUGCUGUCGAGAUUGCUGCGGCAGAAGCCGUCAGCACCAUCAGCCAGAAGCAGCGGGUCGCCCUGCAGGAGCCAGGUCCCAGCCACACGGCCCCCAGAGGCCAAGGGAGGCUGCUCUUUGUGGGGAAGCUCUUCAGGAGGAAGGGGAAGCGGAGACCCCCGGCAGGGCCCCUCGACACUGCAGAGUCAGAGAGCGUCUCCAGCAGCUGAUGUCGGAAGGAGAUGGGUGCUGCUGUCAGAGCAGAGGAUCGGGGCCUUUGGAGCCACGUUCCCCUCACUCAAGGGGCUCUGGACAUUGAUGUGUAUAUAUGUGUAUAAAUUCUGUGCCUUUCCAGCUGUGGUCUGGGCUUUGCUAUGUCUGAGUCCAGGGCCCCAGACAGUCCCAGCCCCAAGUCAGCAGGAGCUGGGAGCGUGGGCAGCUCACAGACUGGGCUGCUGAAGGCGCAGGGGCCAUAAAUAUGGGAACGAUGGG